Molecule: messenger RNA, 5180 nt
Organism: Cherax quadricarinatus
Lineage: Eukaryota; Metazoa; Arthropoda; Malacostraca; Decapoda; Parastacidae
Source: RefSeq, a predicted model, not a curated record
AUGAGCUCUCUUCUUCCUGAAGCACUAUUCAGGUCAGACACAGUAACCUUCGCUUCUCUCAAUACAACGAUAACCAAUGUGACCAAUGUGAUUCAAAUCGAUCUCUUCGAGAUGUACACAGUACACGAUGACCUUCCCUAUGUGACCCACAUGUUGGGAUCAUGGCAAGGUCAGGAUGAACUAGAUCUUCCCAAAGAGGACUGGAGUGACAGACGUACUAAUUUAACUGGACUACAUCUUCGAUGUGUUACUCUACCUCAAGAACCCUUCACCUACGUUAGCGAGCCAGACGAUCAGUUAAAGGUGGACAUCGUUCGAGGUUAUGCCAAAGACGUGUGGGACACACUUCAGGAAAUUCUUGGUUUUACGUGCUUCACCGCCCUCCUUCUAAAUAUCUUCUCCAUUACCUUACAUGGCAUGAAUGUCAGUGAUACUGAUAGUUUUUUGCAAAAGAAAGUUAAUACUAAUAUUAAUACUAAUAUAACCAUAGCGACCAUCAUGGACCAUGAUGCGGGGGCGUUGAUCCCCGGAACACCCUCCAGGUACACAUGUCGCAAGCCUGUGGAUGGCACGUUUGGUUCAAUGAGCCAGGACGGGGCGUGGAACGGACUGGUGAGGGAGGUGGUGAAGGGGAGAGCUGACGUGGUGGUCACCUCCCUAGACCACACAGAGGCCAGAGCUCGAGCUCUCGACUUCAUCACAGGACUCAGGGAGGUCGGGUACCGACUGGUGGUGCGGAGGCCAGGAGUGGCGGAACAGACAUGGAGGAGUUUCACUGGUGAGUUCCUUCCUGACGCUUGGAUGGGCACCAUGGCCUUCGUGCUACUCGUGCCUCCCUGCCUCGCCCUCUGUAGCUACUUCUCUCCAGUAGAGACGGAGAAGGUCAACCUCAAAGACGCCUACACACUAGCUAUUGGAGCCUUUGCUGUUCAAGGAUCGUGGCUAGAAGUCCGCAGUACAUCAUCUCGUAUAGUGUUCGCGACGAUCUUCUUUGCUACGCUGCUGGUCUAUGCUCACUACACCAGCGCUCUAGUCUCUAUCCUGACUGUCUCCUCCACCGUCACUGAUCUAUCCAGCCUUCAGAGUCUCCUGGCAGACGGAACCUUCCAGCUCGGCUUCGAGGCUGGAACCUUUCUCGAGGUAGAGUUUAAGAAUUCCAAACAGUGGCUCUUCAGGGAGGUGUGGAACAAGCUGGUGGCUCCAGACCCUUCCAACCUGGUCCACAGCGACAAUGAGGGUAUUAAAAAGGUGCUACUCCUCACAUUCUUCUCCUUUUUUCCCUAUCUUCCUCAUCUGGAAAUAUUCCGUAUGAUGAUUGAGUCUUGCACAAUUACUAAGAGAAUCUUCAUAGCCUUUAACCAGCAUCUACUAAAUUCGAAUUGCUUCGUGCUGCAGGUGAUGAAGGAAAAGUUCGUGUUCAUGAUGGAGGAGAACCAGUUCGCCUCUCUACUGGGCAACAAGUGUGAUGUAGUGCUCACUAAGGGACGCUACUUCUCUACGGAGACCGGGUUUGCAUUCUCCCUCGACUCUCCACUCAAGAAGGUUUUCGACGUGAAGAUGCUGCGGAUGCGUGACGCUGGGAUACUGAGCAGAUUAUGGCAGAAGUGGCAACCCCCCACGGCCCUAUGUGUGGACCCAGGAGCCAUCGCCCUCAACAUCAACCACCUCCUCACCGCCUUCCUUCUCCUCCUGCUGGGGGUUGUUCUCUCCGCUAUGCUUCUGCCCUGUGAAAGACUCUACUGGAAUCUCAUUGGUAAAACAAAGGCACAGAGAAACAAAAUAGUCUUGGCACCAACGAUUUCCAGAGCCGAAACACGGGCAAACAUAAGCAGACUCAGUCAAGGCGUCGCCAACAGGAAUGUCGGUCAAGCAACAAUUGUUCAGCAGCUCAGGCAGCCCGUCAUCAGACGUGGCUUUCUUUACUGAUGUGAAGCUCCUGUGUUGGGGGUCAUACGAGCACUACUGGGAGUCACUUGAAGAUUUUUUUUACACACUUGAAUUUCGAGGCUAUCUUACUGGAACUCAUUUCACUGACCCAGUCAAUCUUGUGUCCAUUAUCAUCCCUAGAAAGCAGUUCACUAACACCUAAGUAAUUAUAUUUUGCAAGGUGAAAAGGGGCGAUAAGUUCAGGAUUGAACCUUGGUCUUUCGCCUGAAUCGAAGGGACUAUCACUGAGCUACCUUUCAAGCCUCAAAAGACAAACAGUUACUUCAAUUUAUACAUAUGUAUAGACAGCUAUAAUAAAUCAACUCUUUUUUUUACAUUAUUCAGAUUUCAAAAUUCUUAAAUUAAGUUGUUAGGUUACUUUUGUACCAUGGCUUAUAACAAACUUGCAUUAUCAUAGUUAAAAGUUUUCCAUGGGAAAUAGGAGUGAAAUGAAUCUUCAGGUGAUACCACAAAUGUUCAUAUGAGGCUUCUUUUGAUUACCUGACACGAUAACAGGCUAAUGUGAUUCACUAGACUAAAUGUUAUCAUUGGUGAUGCACCAUGUAUCUCCUUCCCUAGUAACACCAACAACCCUCAGAAACUUAGCAUUUCUUAAACAUGUGAACAUAAUAAUGAUAUACAAUACUGACAAGUUGAUAAGUAGGACACAUGUGCAACAGUUAAGUAUCUAUUUUGAAACUUUUAACCUACAGAGUGGGCUUCUUCAGUCGAAUACAGAGGAAGUAGCAGAAGCAGUGGAGAUGUAAAGACGAUGUAAUCAGUUUUAAGGUGGUCAGUCCCUCAGCUUGGAGAAGGUUCUGCUUCAUAGUUUGGAACAAUGUGAAGCUGAAGCAGCAGAAUGGAGACUUACAUACUGUCAAAGGUGAGGCACAGAAAAUUAUGAUAGACGAGGUGGGGCCCACUAGUAGAAGUAAGAUCGCCUUUUUACUUCUAGUUGGCACCGCCUUUAUUGUCAUCAAGAGUUUCUGCGCCUCAUCUUGACAGCAAAUAAGUCAUGAUGCUAUAGCUUGAUAUUGUUCCAGACCAUGGAACUGAACUCUUCUCCAGGCUGAGGGACUGACCACCUCAAACUAUUUCUCCAAGGUUGAUGGACUGCUUACAUCAUUUUCACCUCACCACUACAGCUACCUACAAUACAUUCUCCUCUGUAUUUGACGAAAGAUGCCUACCCAACUGUUGAACAUGUGCCUCUUAUUCAUAUACAUGACAAUGACUGACGGUACGUAUGGCAGUGAUAACAUAUAUAAUGGCAAUGUUCAUAUAUAGUAUAUGGCGAUGGCAGUGACAGUAUAUAUGCCAGUACAUAUGAUAAUAUAAAUGACAGUAACUAUAUAACUAUAUAUUAAUGCAGAACUCGACAAAUUUUAGAGAGGAUGUUUAUUUUUAUAUGGAAUUCACAGUUCGCCAUUGUUCAUUUAUCUUAUAUCUGAACUUCACGUGCUGCUCAUUGACUGAUGAAGUGUUACGACUUUUUACUGUGUAAUUUAAAGGUCGUGACUUAAAGGGUAAACAACCUGCUAUGUUUAGGAGCAUUUAUAUUAUUUAACAUUGAAAAAGAAACCACUCUAGGGUCAGUAUGUACCUUCAUACAAAUUAUGAAGCAUAAAUUUAAAUGGUCAAUGUAUUAUGAGGAAGGACACAAAAACUCACCUAUUCAAAAAUAUAUAAAGGUAACACAUACACCCUACAGUCUACUCUACUGCAACCAACAUCACCACACCCCAGUUUACCUUUACCCAGGACUCACAUUAGCUCACUAGCACACUGCUACUAGUGAGUAAAAAACAAACAUUUAUAAACAGAGAAGCUCCGUGACACCCCCCCCCCUUCUGCAGACUGUUCAACCUGCAGGUUGUACAAGUCUCCCAAAACUUAAACAGGCCUCUGCACACCAGGGCCUUACAGGUAAACAUGAGAGCACCUAAACCAAUAAACUAACCUAUGGUAUAAACUUAAAAAAAAAAAAACCAUCCCUACAAAACAAACCGUGACAUCUUAAUACAUCUUGCUGCAGGUGCUGCGCUCAACGUACUGCCACACACACUCUCAACUCCUGGCCACUCUGACCAGGAAUAAUACACGUCUCUUUUCAGUACAAAUCCCAUGGAGAAUUUUGUUUUUAUAAAAUAUUUUCCACAAUAUACUGCGUAAGAUGAGGCCACAGGAAAGCAUUUUAAGGAAUGUAAGGAAUAAUGUUAUUAAACUAAACUGACACAUUAAACGCCUCAGCUCCGACUCUGGACUGAUGUUAUGCAGACAGGAAUGUUUAUCAUAUACAAAUCUCUUAUAUGGAAAUGUUUAUUUACACCAUACUUCGUCCUCGAGCAUGAUAUCUCCACUGCCUCCAGCCUCCUCCUGGUUACUAUGUUUAAAGCCCAUGUUGGGCUUUAUCAGGUGUGGACACCUUUUUGGUGCUGCAUACUCCAUAAUGGGCCUCACGCAUGAUGCAUAAAGACCAUGAAUGACUUGCAUGGAAAAAUGUAGAAAGUUAAUUUAUGAAAUAAAAGGCAGAUGGACGUGGUUGUGUACUGAACAAUCACAAAUGCAAAAAUGUACUGCUGUGGCAAGUCUCUUUAAAAUCAUUCACAGUCAUACCUUCUCUCUGUACCUAUAAUAUUGAACUUGCAUACUAUAACGUAUUUACAAUACUGACUGAAUAUGUAACGUAUCUUUAAUAUAUGUAACACUCAAGCUACUGUUGAUAGGAUUAAAUUCAUACUAUAGAAGAUACCAUUUUAAACCCAUUAUUUUAUAAUACAAGAUUAUAACAGACAUAAAUAUAUAAAACUAACAGUGUACUAGAGUUUAAAAUCAAAAUUAUAAAUUAUUUGGAAUCACAGUGUGUAUUUAUACCAAAUGGCGGGUGGAAGACUAUUGCAGCCAAAAAGACGAUAGAAUGUUUUCCUUCAUCCUCAGUACAUAAGAAAUAUUUAUUACUGUAAUCUUGACGGCAGCAAUUCUCCUUCACUGCACAUGAACACUACUAACCAAGGCGAAAUAAUUUAAGUCUUUGAGUGUUAAUUUAAAAUGAUCACAAUUUUUCAAGAUUAACUUUAGCACAUUUCUUCUUCUUCUUCUUCUUCUUCUUCUUCUUCUUCUUCUUCUUCUUCUUCUUCUUCUUCUUCUUCUUCUUCUUCUUCUUCUUCUUUUUCCUCGUAUUCAUGGAAAGUACUAAAGUUUCAUGUCGUUCGUGUAACGAAGUGUUUCUUGAGUCACUAUUAUCCAAGUAUAAC